Cokeromyces recurvatus is the source of this 593-nucleotide messenger RNA. RefSeq lists its product as uncharacterized. The record is from RefSeq and is a predicted model, not a curated record. Bases 322 to 513 code for a protein of 63 amino acids. Lineage: Eukaryota; Fungi; Mucoromycota; Mucoromycetes; Mucorales; Mucoraceae. The transcript has a single exon.
GGAAAUAUUGCUAACAAGUUUAAAGGGACAACCUAGUUGAUCUACAGUAUUUUAACUUGAAAUUGAGAACGAUUUUGUGUUAUUUUUUAGAUUAAAUGAUCUUUUCAAUUUAGACAAAUGUAUUUUCUUUAGAUGUAUCAUUAUUUAUUUAGACAAGUGAGCAAUUUAUUGAGAUCUCUUUUGUCUAAAUUCUAAAAUCAAAUGAACUUUAUUCACUACAACCCUACUGAGGAGUCUUUCUUAGACUAGAUUUAGUAUGGCAAUAUUGAAUUGAUCGGCGAGUUCAACAUUAUUGUCGAGGAUGAGACACAAUCAGUGACGAUGGAAGAAGUAGUAGACAGUCUUGUUGAGGUUUUCAAAGAGGUUGCCAUCAUAAUAUCUCAGAGAUACAAAAAAUAUGGAGAGGGCCAGGUUGACCAUUUCAUUAAUUUAGUUCAAGAGUUUAGCUUAUUAAUACCGAAAGAAGCAGAGCAAUGUGGUAUACCUUGUAGCUAUGCUGAAGCUUUCAAGUAGAGUACUGUCCCUACUUGUCAAGAUUGGAUACGGCAUGCUGAGAUGAUUUAUUGGGACAGACGUUUGGAAAGAGAGGUUGG